AAAUCAUGUUUCGCGCUUAUUGCUUUUAUUUUGGAAGGUUUCUAGUUCCUGUUGGUUUCAUAGGCCAACCCAAGCAACAUUUUGUCGACAAAGGAGUAUGAUUAGUAUUUGUUAUGUAAUGAGAAACACUCGCAAGAAGCUGCUAUAAAUUACAACUCACACCCGAUUGAUGCCAUACACAGCCGUGUUAGCAUGUAGAGCGAGCCACGAACUCGCCGGCUAUCCUCGGGUGUCCUGAGGAAAACACUGAAGCGUUUCUUUCUUGAUUUUCCACUCCGUUUGAUCUUUUAUUGAAAGAAGAAAAGAAAAAGAAAAGCAAAGUUAAUCCACCUGCUUUGAUGAGUUUUUAUUGGAAAUCAAAAGGUUGGAUUUUCCUGCGGUCUGAGAAGGAGACCCAGAAAGAAAAAGAAAGAAGAUUCUGCCUUUCUCUUGCUCGUACUGAGUGGAAUCGAUCAGCUUGAACCUCCGCGUUAAUGACGAAAUUAACGCACAUUGCUCUCCUUUCUAUACAACAUACAAACACACUCGCAAUAUGUGAAACACGUGACAGAAGUAAUGCUUUGGAUCAAGGAGAUGGACAGAACGCGAUAUGCUUUGGAUCAUGAGCUUUUUUUCCCCCUUUCGAGGAUAGUUGUUUUGGAUCAAUCGUGUACAUGGACUGCUAAAUGUUGGGAUGUAGGAUGUUGCAUGCCUUGGAGUAUGAACGCUUCCCUUUUAUAGAUAUUUCACACAUGAUGUGGUAUGUGUUGAGUCAUCAUGAGCUGUCCCUUUCAUUGCUAGAUUGCCAGUGAAGCCAACGGUCAUCGACGUGGACAUUUUUGUCAACAGCAUCGGACCCGUGUCCUCCAUUAAUAUGGAAUACCAAAUCGACAUCAUCUUUGCGCAGACGUGGACCGACAGCCGUCUGCGCUACAACAGCACCAUGAAGAUCUUGACGCUCAACAGCAACAUGGUGGGCCUCAUCUGGCUGCCCGACACCAUUUUCAGGAACUCCAAGAAUGCCGACGCCCACUGGAUCACCAUGCCCAAUCAGCUGCUCAGAAUAUGGAACGACGGCAAGAUACUUUACACCUUGAGACUGACCAUAAACGCAGAGUGCCAGCUACAGCUGCACAACUUUCCCAUGGACGAACACUCGUGUCCACUUAUCUUCUCCAGCUACGGGUACCCGCGAGACGAGAUGGUCUACAAGUGGAGGAGGAACUCGGUGGAGGCGGCGGACCAAAAGUAUUGGCGCCUCUACCAAUUUGACUUCAUGGGUCUCAGGAACGCUACCGAAAUCAUCAAGACCACAGCAGGUGACUACAUGGUGAUGACGGUGUACUUUGACCUGAGGAGGCGAAUGGGCUACUUCACCAUCCAGACGUACAUCCCCUGCAUCCUCACCGUGGUCCUGUCCUGGGUCUCCUUCUGGAUCAAGAAGGAUGCCACACCAGCCAGGACCGCUUUGGGCAUCACGACGGUGCUGACGAUGACCACGCUGAGUACGGUGGCGAGGACGUCUCUGCCGCGCGUGUCCUACGUGACGGCCAUGGACCUUUUCGUCACCGUCUGCUUCCUGUUCGUCUUUGCCGCCCUGAUGGAAUACGCCACCCUCAACUAUUACUCCAGCUGCACCCGCGCGCCAACCUGCAUAGACCGGAAACGCCAUAACUACUCGGUCCUGGACGCAAGGCGGCCUCCUCACACGGUGGUGGCCCUGAACAACGCCACCUACUGGCAAGACUUGGACGACACGUGCGCAUCGCAGUGUCUGGACGGCAAAGACUGCGGCGCCUUCUUCUGUUGCUACGACGACUGCAGAGACGGCGCGUGGCGGAGGGGCCGCGUCCAAGUCGACCUGCUGGAUCUGGACGCCUAUUCCAGGGUCUUUUUCCCCACCUCCUUCCUCCUGUUCAACGUGGUCUACUGGGUGGGCUAUCUCUACCUUUAGCGUUGCCUGAUCGUGACAUCAGACGGGCGUCGAACGAUGGCCAUCCCAAAGAUAGGAACAAUGACAACACACCCCUGUUGGGCUGUGUGCCUACGGCGGCGCUAAGCUAGUAGGGGCAAAGGCGUCAGCAAGAACUCCCCCAUCCCAAAAAUGGGAAUAUCCUUUUCCCAGGUAAAAUUGUUUUGGUGGAUUGUUCUCAAAAUGUUCAGUAGCAAUAGUGCACGUUUUGGCAUUAACAAAAAAAAUGUAAACCUCAUGGAAAUCGGUUGAGAAAUAAGCAAGUCAAGUUUCAUGCCUUUGAUGGGAACGUCCUCCCCUGCAAACAUGGCCGCCACAUACGGAUGUUGGUUCA
Hippocampus zosterae (dwarf seahorse) is the source of this 2285-nucleotide messenger RNA. RefSeq names its product gamma-aminobutyric acid receptor subunit gamma-3. The record is from RefSeq and is a predicted model, not a curated record. Gene Ontology annotation, cellular component: GABA-A receptor complex; neuron projection; synapse. The transcript has 8 exons. Gene Ontology annotation, biological process: chloride transport; synaptic transmission, GABAergic; regulation of postsynaptic membrane potential. Lineage: Eukaryota; Metazoa; Chordata; Actinopteri; Syngnathiformes; Syngnathidae. Gene Ontology annotation, molecular function: benzodiazepine receptor activity; inhibitory extracellular ligand-gated monoatomic ion channel activity; transmitter-gated monoatomic ion channel activity involved in regulation of postsynaptic membrane potential. The coding region runs from base 854 to 1933 and encodes 359 amino acids.